AGACUGUUGACCCGGUAGCGAAUGUAGGAGGGGUCAUUCGAGUUACCCGCUCACGAACAUGGCGUGGAGGGGUUGCGUUUUAAGAUGGGCUAGGGCUGACAUCAUUAGUACAGCAACCAGAGGAAACAGAUUCACCCUCAACACUCAACAGAGAUGUGGCUUCAGGAAAGCAGCGAAGGAGACAAAGACCAAGAAGGGGGUCAUAGAGGAGACGGGGCCCUCACACACAGAGCCCAAUGAAGGGCUCAUCCACAAGAGGGGUGCAUCUCCCCCCGUGGAGCCCUCAGUGGCAAACACACACCCCAGGAGAUUUGGCAGACUGGUCAAGCCCCUGGUGUUCACAAUAGGGUUUACAGCCUGUUCAUUUGGCACAGCGGCCAUCUGGCAGUAUGAGUCACUAAAGUCCCGGGUCCAGAGCUACUUUGACGAGGUCAGGGCCGAGGGUCUGGAGAAACUACGGCCGCAGAAACAGGAGGAUCUUCGCAAAUGGAUCAACAAGUGGUGGAACAGCUUGAGUGAGGGACAACGUACUGUUACAGGGAUCAUAGCUGCUAAUGCCGUGGUGUUUUGCUGUUGGAGAGUGCCAUCCCUCCAGCGCUCUAUGAUCAAAUACUUCACAUCCAACCCUGCCUCCAAAACCCUGUGUUUCCCCAUGCUCCUGUCCACUUUCAGCCACUACUCCUUCUUCCACAUGGCGGCCAACAUGUAUGUCCUCUGGAGCUUCUCCUCCAGCAUCGUCUCCAUGCUAGGCAGGGAGCAGUUCAUGGCCGUCUACAUGUCUGCAGGUGUUAUCUCUACGCUGUUCAGCUAUGUGUGUAAGACAGCCAGCGGGCGCUUAGGUCCCUCUCUUGGAGCGUCAGGAGCCAUCAUGACAGUCUUGGCUGCCGUCUGUACCAAAAUGCCAGAGGCUAAGCUGGCAAUCAUCUUCCUCCCGAUGUAUGCUUUCUCUGCAGGCAAUGCAUUGAAAGCCAUAGUAGCUAUGGACACAGCUGGCCUAGUUUUAGGAUGGCGGUACUUCGACCACGCGGCCCAUCUAGGCGGAGCUAUUUUUGGCAUCUGGUACAUCAUGUAUGGCCACGAGCUGAUAUGGAAGAAUCGCGAGCCUCUAGUGAAGGUGUGGCACGACCUUAGGACGAAGGGUCCUGGUGGGGGAGGAAACGGUGGCAGCGGCCCCCUGUAGAGCACACUGGACUGGGUGAAUGCAUAUGGAUGGACUGGCCUUGUUAAUUUAUACAUAAAUUAACAGAUGACAGAAGAUUGUCAGUAGUAUCAACAGCCUUGCUGGCCACACAAACCAUAGCCCAACUCUCCAUUUACCCCACACACACAAGCUCUACGUUUGUCACUCACACAUGUAAAUGCCAUCUGUAUUCAGUGCUCUCUCUCACUAACUUAUAAUGCAGGGCUUUUGUGAUAGUCAUGCUUAUAUGUGUUUGUGAGAGAAGAGAGGACACAAUGGGGACAUAUUGUGAAUACAGGCCCUAGUGUAACUCAACAAAGUGUUGAUCUCGAAUUAGUUUAACCUUUUUACAUCAUAAUCAUUAAGAUUAUAUUUGAAUACGUACCCAGGACCCUACGGGUCGUCAACAUCUCCCCAAAUGCUGAGGUGGAGGCCGUAAACCCUAAGAUACGAAAGCCACACGGUCACGAAACCUCUCCCACUGUCAGUACAGGGUAGGGCGCUAUAGUGUCAAAACCAAUGAUAUCACAUCUACAUGUGUUUUUAUAUGAUGAUACACGUGUAUAUGAUGAUAUCUAUUUUCAAAAGCACUCAUUAUUCACUGGUCCCUGCAAAGAGCAGGUGUUAAUGUUUUGUAGACUCAGUGUGUGUACAGGAAUAUUUGUUGUAGAUUAAAGAAAACCAUUUAGUUUGUUAUUUGAUUCAAAUAAAAUGUGUAUUUGUCUUGUGUUCCAGGC
This is a messenger RNA of Salvelinus sp. IW2-2015, 1917 nucleotides long. RefSeq names its product presenilin-associated rhomboid-like protein, mitochondrial. Gene Ontology annotation, molecular function: serine-type endopeptidase activity. The record is from RefSeq and is a predicted model, not a curated record. Lineage: Eukaryota; Metazoa; Chordata; Actinopteri; Salmoniformes; Salmonidae. Gene Ontology annotation, cellular component: membrane.